GAUCUUUUGGAUUUACCAGAUAAAGAAAUUUUAGUUAAUUUUGUUAAAGCUUAUUAUUUACUUGUAUAUCAAAUAAUUGACAACAUUUUAUUAAUUGAAGCUUAUGUACAAUUGUUAUAUGUAGAACAUUUAAUUAAAGAAAACUAUUGA
Funneliformis geosporum is the source of this 150-nucleotide messenger RNA. The record is from the annotation of a GenBank genome assembly. NCBI's taxonomy places the organism in Eukaryota, Fungi, Glomeromycota, Glomeromycetes, Glomerales, Glomeraceae.